Molecule: messenger RNA, 3692 nt
Organism: Cephus cinctus (wheat stem sawfly)
Lineage: Eukaryota; Metazoa; Arthropoda; Insecta; Hymenoptera; Cephidae
Product: sn1-specific diacylglycerol lipase beta
Exons: 15
Coding region: 232-2238 (668 amino acids)
Biological process (GO): lipid metabolic process
Source: RefSeq, a predicted model, not a curated record
UUUCGAAGUAACGACAGUCGCAUUCGAGUCGCGCUGCAAGGUGAACCGGUGUAGCCGCAGUUUACGGUACCUUGAAUGUACAGUGCAUGGGAAUGCACUGAAGAAACAAAGCAGAAUAUUCCAAUGCGUUUAAAUUGCACCUCGUUGGAAAGAACGCGUCCAAGACGUGAAAGUGGGAUUGAUGCGUUUUUGAUGACAUACGUGACGUGAAAGGAUUUUUAUGUUUGGAGGAUGCCAGCGUUAAAAUUAUUUGGACGAAAAUGGCUGGCAGCAACGGACGAUCUUGUUUAUCCAGGACUGUUCGAACUUUUCAUUCGAGUAGUUUGGAUCGUGUUGAUGAGUAUAGCUUUAGCAAGAUACUAUGGAGAGACGUGGAACUGUCGAAUGGGCGGCGAACUCGUUCGAGUAUUCCUUAUUGGCGAAAUCGUUAUUUUGGGAGUAGUGAUAAUCCUAACAUUUGCCAUAGUCAAUCACAGUGCAAGAGGGUCGAUAACCGAUACGUAUGCACGUCGUUUCGUCCAGCCACUCCUGACCGUCAAGAUAUUAUUAGUACUACCGGAAGUCGCGUGGAACAUUCUAGGAAGUCUUUGGGUCCUCAGCAAAGAAAGGGUCGAAUGCAACGAAGAAUCGUAUACGAUAGCCGUAGUCGAAGCUUUGGUACUUUUCGAUUGGGUACUCAUAGGACUUUCCAUCCUGGGUCUGGCAUUAGUCUUCGAUCCACUAGGAUCAUUGGGACUUCACGAGGUCGAGGAUUCCGUGGAGCAUCGUAAAGUCUCGAGGAUCUGGAUGCGACGUUUCAAGUUCCUCUGGUGGAUGCACAAGGACGAAAGCGCAAGCGAAACAUUUCAACAUGUCGCUGGAUUACUCAGUGCACUUUUUCGUGGGACAGACCUGGUUCCAUCAGACGUUAUGGCGGGCUGCGUUCUGUUGAGGGUGCGACAGAAACGUGAAACCCUGGAGCUUCGAAGAUUAAAUAUUCUGAAUAGGCCUCAAUACAGUGACGAUGCAGAAGCUAUAUUCGCUAACACUCCAAGCUGGAUGUCCUUGGAAUGGGCCAAUCAUUAUUUGAAACUCUCUAUAGCUUCGUACGGAUGGCUUUUUGUACUUUACAAACAUGCCUGUACCGGAUGCUUUCGAUUGAUUCGUAGAAUGACCUGCUGCGCCUGCUUCCGGAGGAAAAGGAAUAUUGUGAUUGAUGACAAUUGUUGUUUGUGUAAUCUGGCUGGUGUCAAAUAUUUAUCACAGUUACCAGAGGAGGACAUACUGUAUGCAUCAUUCAGAAAUCAUCUUUGUGAGGUUCCAUUCUGUGUCAUAGCCGAUCACAAGACAUCCAGUAUAGUUAUUGUUAUAAGAGGAUCAAUAUCACUCCGUGAUCUAAUAACUGAUAUCGCAGCAGCUUCGGAUUCCUUUGAGGUUGAAGGUUUACCACCGGGCAGCAUGGCGCACAGAGGCAUGAUAAUCGGUGCAAAGGUCCUUCUGAAGCAAUUGGAUCAAUCGAACAUUUUGGAAACAGCUUUUGAAAUGUAUCCACACUACAAUUUAACGUUGACAGGUCACAGCUUGGGUGCAGGACUGUCCGUACUAUUAGGUCUAAUGAUCAGACCACGUUACCCAAAUUUGAAAGUGUAUGCAUUUGCCACGCCAGCAGGACUGCUGAGUCGAGAGGCUGCAAGAGUUACAGAAGAAUUUGUGCUGACUAUUGGACUGGGUGAUGAUCUUGUAAUGAGACUAGGUGUGGACAGCACUGAAAAUUUUCGAACGUCCUUAUUAAUAGCUUUGCAAGCCUGUCGCUUGCCCAAGUACAGAGUCGUACUGAAUGGAUUGGGUUAUAUGCUGUUUGGUGUCCCUGAGAGAGACCUGGAUAGGACAUGGAGGAAUGGUAACACGAUUAAUUCGAUUCCCGGACAAUUGCCACUGCUCACAGAGUCAUCGCCAGCGCGACAAACAGAAACAAUGAUAUUCGAAAAGGACGUGACACGCAGACGAUACUCCAAAGUGAGACUGUAUACAGCUGGUCGAAUUCUUCAUAUCGUCAGGUGCAAACCGGUGGAGAAAGAAAAGAGAAAACAAACCGCCAAGGAACGCCAAUAUCAGAUGCGUUGGGCCGAAGCUGAAGAUUUUAUGGAACUUUCGGUAAUGCCACGAAUGCUACUGGAUCAUUUACCAGAAAAUGUCGAAAAAGCGUUGGCGACACUGCUUCGUCAGCAGGAGAACUUACCGGUUUACCUGGACGCGUAAACAGGAUUUCAGAUAUAUUGGAGAAGAAGGGGACGAGAGGAGAAAUCAGUGCUUCUGACCUUUGACCCUAUAAAGUGCACACAAAAUUAUGGGGAAACUUGUCCGCGUUUGUGAGAACAAUUUUAUUCACGAUUAUCGUUAUUUCAUCUCUUUUUCUCUAGAGGACAAAACGCGCCUGUACGAUGUUUAUAAUGUUAGGCUCAUUACAAUUUUUAUACAUCCUAUUUAUAAACAUUAAACUUUUCGAAAUGAUCGUAAAGCAUGCACAAUAUAUUUUAUCAUCGCACCCAUUACCCAAAAACCGAUAAAAAAAGAAUUAGAUGUAACUUAAAAAAAUAAAUUACUCGAUCAUGUCACAAGUUGGAAGGAAGAAACGUGAACGAAAUUCAUACUAAUUUUGAGAAAUUUGUUGUUUUCGUUCAUUUCAUUUUCAGGUGCAUGACAACCCACAUAAGCACGAUGAUUUACAAAAAUGCAUAUGGUACACCGCAGAUUUUGAAAAACGAUCAAAUUUCUUUGAAAAUUAUAAGCGGUCAAAAUCAGAGUUGCUAAUCAUCUACCGCGUUGUGAUUUAUUUUAGUUCAGAAAAUAAUUUAAAAAAUGUUGAUUUACUAUAAAAUAAAAUGAACAGAAAGUUUAUACAAAAAAUAGAGUAUUUUAAUUAAUUAUCGUGAAAGUAAAAAGCGUUCAAAAAAAGGGCUUCACCCUUUUUAGUAAAAACCUGUGGUGGUGCCAGCUCAAAGAAAUGUUUCAGAAAUAUGCAACGGCCAGACUCGUCCCCUUAUCCAAAAACGAACCCCAACCCGCUUUGGUCACCACUGACAAGUACCUUCCCACAUCGAAGUUAAGGUGAUUUAACACUUGGAAUCUAUUCUAGGAUUCAAGAGCUCCAAGAUAUACGGCAGUCAAAUUUGGUCAAAACUCGUGGCGGUCCUAGCUCAAAAAAAAACUGAAACCGCCAUAACAUAAACGAUAAAAAAACUAAAAUAAACAAAGCAUAGAUUUUUUUAUGAUAUUCCACUGUGGCGGUUUCAGCUUUAUUGACGUAUUUUACAGUCCUUUUGUAUAUGUAGAUGUACCCUAGACAUUUUUCAUAAACAAUCAUAGCAUGAUUCGAAUACGAAGCAUAUGUGCAUUAUCGAUCUUUCAUUAUCGAAAAAACUUCUUUUUUAUCACGCUAUGAGAUAAACUUAAACAAUAUAUACGGUAAAUUUGGAUGGGGCAUAAAUGAGAUAAUAUUUAUCAUUUAUAAGCACAAUGAUUGAAGCAUUACAUGUAAUGAACAUUGAUGAUUGUUGUCAAAUUUUCUUGCCACCAUUUAAUUUAGCAAGUUUCACUAUCAGAUGAGCACUCAUAAGACACGCAACCUUGCCGAACGUUGUGACAUCCAUAAAAGUUGAUCUAGAGAGUCUUUUGGAUUUCCGUAAAUAAAAAAAUUCAAAAUCGGACGAAUA